Messenger RNA from Thrips palmi, 2042 nucleotides. RefSeq lists its product as uncharacterized. Gene Ontology annotation, molecular function: protein binding. The transcript is spliced from 9 exons. Lineage: Eukaryota; Metazoa; Arthropoda; Insecta; Thysanoptera; Thripidae. Bases 310 to 1701 code for a protein of 463 amino acids. The record is from RefSeq and is a predicted model, not a curated record.
CUACAGGAGCCAACGGAAUGGUUCUAUGGUGUGCCGUCAAAUGGACGUCCCUGUGGCACGCAGAGACACUGCGAUCAUCUCGGCGCUUCCUGCCAUUUGAUCGACCAUUCGCAUGCCGUAUCUUGCAGUCGUGUCGUGCCGUUUUCGAUGCUGGCCAGCCUAACGUCACGGUUAUCAGCUUAAGUGUUACGGAACGUAGCGAAAGAAAAGAGAGUCGGUGUGAGUGAUCCACGUGCAUCCUGCCCCCGGUUUCCGUGUCAGACGGACGCCCCUCGCUAGAGCAUCGACAGUUGACUAGUGCUGCGUACCAUGGCUGGCGCGCGGAAAGGAAAGAAGAAGGGCGCCAAGGCGGCUCAGGACGCUCCAGUGGCAGCCUCUGCCAAGGGCAAGGCGGCCAGGGCUCAGGAAGGCACACCGCCGAAAGAGCAGCUUCACGACGGGCCGUCCUUGGCCGUGCUGCCGGACGCCGUGCUGCUGCAGAUUCUGUCCUGGCUGCCCGUCGAGGACCUGCUGAGGGCGGCGCGGGUGUGUCGCCGCUGGAGGAAGCUGACAGCGCGACCCGAGGCGUGGCGGCACGCGGACGUGGUGAUGACGUCAUCGACCUGCAAGAAGCAGGUGUGGCUGCUGGAGCGCGCGCCGCAGCUGCGCUUGCUGGACAUGAGCGGCCUGGCCACGGCCGACGACUGGGGCUUCGAGCACGACGAGGCAGUGUGGGACGCGUGGGAGCGCCUCGACUGCAUGGACUGCCCGGCCAGGCAGCUCGACAUCCGCGUGGAGCGGGACGGCUGUGCCAAGAUCGGACUGCUGGAGAAAUGGGGCCCGAAGCUGGAGAGGCUCAAGCUGCGCCUGGGCACCUGGUUCAGCCAGUUCGGUCGCGAGCGCGGACAGCUCCACGUCGCCAUCAAGGAAGUCGGCAAGAUGGACCUGCUGACCCACCUGGACCUGACGUACGAGCUGCACAAGGGGGCGCACGGCGGCUACGACAAGGAGCUGGGCAAGGGAUGCCCCUCCCUGGUGUCCUUCACUUUCCACUUCCCCACCGUGCAGGACUACAAGCACUGGAAGGAGGUGGUGCUGGACGUGCUGACCCACAAGAGCGGCCAGCUGACGGAGCUGGCGCUGCUGGCCUCGGACAAGUGCCCCGAGGUGCCCGCCGAGCUGUGGCCUGCCAUCGGCCGGUGCACGCAGCUGCGCCGCCUCGCCGUGCCGACGCCGCCGGGCCUGGCCGUGGUCGGGCAACUGCCGCUGCUCCGGGACUUGUCGCUGCAGCCGUCCAAGAACGCGUCCCUGCCGAGGAAGACCCGCGAGGCGCUGCUGUCGGGGCACGCCGUGCUCGGGGCACUGCAGCGGCUGGAACUGCAGUUGCCGCCCCCCAUGCGGGGAUCCGCGGACCGCAUGGCUGCCUUGCUGGAUGAGCUGCUGAGCAGGAUUUGCAGCGAGGUGCGCUGCCUGAGCCUGACUGGAGGCUGCUACCCCGCCGCCGUGAUGGCCGGCCUGCUGAAGGACGUCACCAGGAUGCCCGCUUUGACCGAGCUCCGCCUGUGUGCUGUCAAAGACAUCGAGUCGGAGCACCUGGGCCAGUUGGCUGCCUCAGGCCGCUUGAAGGUGGUUUGUCUCAAAGACAUCUCGAUGAAGUUGGAAGCUUCGCUGGAGUCGUCAUUGAGCGCGUUGGGCCGCUCCCUGCACCUCAAGAUCCACUAGAGUCGACCAGGAAUCUCCUCUCCCACUCUUGUUUUUUUUCUGACUGAUUAUGUUAAGUAAUGUCACUUUUCAAACAAUUGUGACCUCCAACUCGGCGCUUUGGGCCUCAAUGGCGAUUCCAAUUUAGUGUGGAAGUGUUAACAUUCUUUCUGUUUAUCUUGUUAAUUUUUGUUUUAGCUAUGUUGAUUUUAGACUGAAUUUAUCAUCGUUUUGUGUUGUUUGUUUUUUAAGUCUGAUUAAUUUUAAUGGUGUGACAAGAUCUUUGGAUCUUUUACCAGCCAGUGUACUUUUAAUCAUGCUGUAACUUUUACUUGUAAAUACAGCUUUUUUAGCAAUGCGUA